AUGAGAGUGAGUUUGUCCCAGACAGCAAUUGAGUUAGUUAGAAGACAACGCCAGAGUUUGAAGUAGAGUUUUAGAGUUGGCUGUGAUGUGGCCUAGGGGCGAAGAGAUGACAGGCUGUAAAAGGUGGAGAGGAAGAGCACAGUGUUUGCUUUUCUGCUGGAAUCCAGGGCUGCAGCUAUGGGAGAAAUAAUACCUUUUCGGGUGUUGAUGCCGUGAACCCCUUCAUCAUAGCUAAGGUUGUAUAUAUGUGUAAAUAAACUAUAUAUCCUAAAGACUCCACAUUCCCUGCUGUGCUUCAUUCCCAAAAGGAAACAUGAACACUGGGUGAAUGCCAGAAACUCCCCCAGGAAUCUCACACUACUCAGAAAUUGGGAUUGUGCAACUAUAUGUUAAUCUCUACAUUACUCAGGCAACAUUGUAGAUUUCUCCCUUUUAUGAACACAAAAUAUCAAACUUAAGAGGUAGAAGUGCAAUUUUAAAUGAUAAUGUUCCCAUUAAAACUAGGGCUACAAUGUUUCAUUAGUUAUUAAUCAGGUAGCUGAUUUAAAAAAACCCUACAAAUACAAAUUUAUUUCCUACAGAAAUCAAUGGCUCUUCUAUGAUUUUUGCUCUCAGGCAGGCAGAUGUGUCUACCAUUUUAAAGCAAAAUGAGGCUUUUGACUUCAGAACUAUUGCUUUUACUUGUAUGAAAUGUAAUCAACCAACAAAAUACAACUUCAAAGUCCCUUACUUCCAAGUAGACACUGUUAGGCUUUCAGCCUGAUGGUUCAGUCCUAUACAUAUCUACUCAGAAGUACACCUUAUUGAGUUCAGUGGAGCUUACUCCCAGGUACAUGUGCAUAGGAUUACACUUACCUGGGAGUAAGCCCCAUUUAACUCAGUGGUACUUAUUUCUGCACAGACAUGCACACAAUUGCACAGUACAGUUUCUUUAAUCAAGUGACACCCCUGGAGAAACCAUAUAGUUUCUUUAUGAGUAAGAUCUGCCUCUGGUUUUUAGUAAUAAUAUUAGCGGAACUCUACUUAUAUAUUUGGCAUUGUAAGGAGCACAAGCUAGAAAAAACACACACAAAAUAGUGGAAAUCAAGCCUUCAUUGUUGAUGCUACACGUCACUGGAUUAAUAAAACUUUUUUCCCCUGGCAGGACUGCAUGCCUUGGAUGUCUGUUAAUGGAAAAAAAAUCAGCUGAAAUUUUUGCCUGUCAAGAGCCUUGUUAGAAAAACAAAAUUGGCAGCCCUACUGCAUUACAGCAAAUGUCAUCAAAUGUGAUGUUUCUGCUAGGAAGCUAACUAUGCAUUUUAAAAAGAGAGAGCCUGAGAUGGAUAAAUAUUUGCCAGAAUGAAAAUCACAGUGCCACAUUCCUUGCAAUUCAUUGUUCCCAUUUAAGUUCAUGAUCACAGGCCUCAUGUAAUUAUUCUCACAAAAGAAAUACAGGGCAAAUAACUGUAUCCAGACUGCAUUUCCUUUGGUUUAUAUUAGCAAAUUGAUUGCCUGUGUGCAUGACUAAUUUUGAUUAAAGUUGCUUCAUCUGAAUACCAAAUCGGAGGCCUUCACUUUCAUUAAUCUGUGCAUUUAGAUAGCACUAUUGGAUUGAUAUAUUUUUAUUUAAAAUUCUAAGAAAGCAUGUGAAUAUCAGUGUAGUAAAUUUUAAUACUGGAUAAAAAGGCAACAGAAAUAUGAAGUAAUCCAUUGCAGUUUUGUAAGAGUUUGAGGUGCCAACUGACCAGAAGCCUGCUCCCAUGUUAUGACCUGAGUAAGAUUAUAAAUUGAUUAAAAACAACAACCUAAUAGCAGUUUAAAAAAACAACAACCCACAGCUGAAUGUUUUCAGACUAUAAUAAAAUGGGCGAAGUUUGGCUAUAUUUCCCCCUGCUAUGUUUAGGCAUAUGUUCUAUCAUAAAACAAGACAACAAUAUGCGCUAAAAUUACCGUAUUUUUCGCUCUAUAACACGCACCCGACCAUAACACGCACGUAGUUUUUAGAGGAGGAAAACAAGAAAAAAAAUAUUCUAAACGAAACAGUGGAUGUAUGAUUUUUGUGGUUCAUGCUGUGGCCACAAACAUGUGAUCUGACGGUGAGUUUGGGGUAGCCCAAUGCAAAAAUCCUGAGGAUCCAUGUGGCUCCGUGCUUUGUAACCACGUUUUCAGUGGGGAGGGAAGGAAAAGCACUCAAGGGACAAGGAACACGCGUGGGGUGGGUGGAGAAGGAUGCUGUUAAUAAUGCAGAAGAGGGGUAUAAGAGGAGAAGCAAGCAGACUCAGCUUCUCUCCCUCCUCCCCGGCUCGCUGAAAAACUUUGCUGCUAUUUAGCCAGCUGAGUGGGGAGGAGAGAGGGACAGAGAGCCUGCUUGCUUUAAAGGAGCCAACCUCUCCUCUCCCGCUUUGCUCCUUUAAAGCAAGCAGGCUCUCUGUCCCUCUCUCCUCCCCACUCAGCGGCUCUUCUCCCGCUUUGCUGUUUCAAAGGGAGCCACGGAGGAGGGAAGGACGGGGAACCAUGGAUCCUCUGCUCACGACUGCAGCAGAUCCCCCCAGGCAGUCCCUCCAUAACACGCUCAGACAUUUCCCCUUACUUUCUAGGAGGAAAAAAGUGAGUGGUGCAAAAAAUACGGUAAUUGUAGCUUUAAAAGGUAACAGAAGAGUUAUACUUUUCUCAGUAUUGGACUGUUAUGAUCUAAUUUUUGUGUGCAUGGGUUGAAUGUAGGGGCAGAGGCCUCAAACAUUUUCCUCUGUGAAUAUGUGUAGGCCGAGGCGGAGUCAUUACUUGGAAUCGGAUACUGUUUAGGAACAUCAUGUGCACCUCCCAAGAGUGAGACGCAAGUAAGUUAUUAUGUUGUCUCUUAUUUCUGACAUUUAGACUUUGUUUCAUCAGUUUAGGCUUACGUAGCCAAAAUGACAGCACACACACACACAAGAGGGAGAUAUCAGUAGGUGUGGAGGGGGACUCAAGUUUUGCAGAAGUAAAAAAAAACACCUUUCAGGGUUUCCUCCCCCGCAAUUAGAACUGAGCCUAUGGAAUUCAUAUGGCCUGUUUGGGGUGUGCGGAAUGGAAAACCACAUAGGAGGGCAAUGUAAUGAAGUAACAGGAAUCCUGAACUGAAGCAUACCACACUGCAAUAUAUUAGGGUCGCCAUGUUUCAAAAAGUAAAAUUAUUGAGCCUUUUGGGGAAGAUCUCCUCCCAUAACAGCUUUCACUGCUGUUUCCGCUGCUUUUCCAUCACAUUCCCAUACAUCCAAGUUUCCCCAGACAUUUUGCCGAUUUGCUAAAAUUCCCCCCAAUGCCAUUUUUACACCAAAAACCAGGACAUGUCAGGAAUUUUCCUGACGUAUGACAAGCCACACACUGUAUAGUUAUAGUAGAACCCACUUGUAAUUACAAUGGUACCUCGGGUUACAGACGCUUCAGGUUACAGACUCCGCUAACCCAGAAAUAGUACCUCGGGUUAAGAACUUUGCUUCAGGAUGAGAACAGAAAUCACGUGGCGGCAGCAGGAGGCCACAUUAGCUAAAGUGGUAUCUCAGGUUAAGAACUGUCUCAGGUUAAGAACGGACCUCCAGAACGAAUUAAGUUCUUAACCCGAGGCACCACUGUACUUACUUGCAAAUUCCACUGUGCUGUAUCUUUGUAUCGAUUUUAAAGUCUGAUCAUUUGUAUUUGUAAUACUAAAAUAAGAUAUGCUAAAAUUUAAAUUAUUCACAUUAUACUUAUUGUUCAUGUGUAAAUUAGAUACAGUAAGAGUGGGUUGAUAAGCAAACUGAAGUUUGCUGCCAAAUUCGGCAGCAAGUAAGCUGAGUUUAGUAGAGAUUGAGAGUGAAUAUACCAGUUGUGUCCCAGUGAAUAUACUAGCAGUAAGGUUAUUAUACAUUCAAUUUCUUAUCACUUUAUCUUGGCCAGGGCAAUACAAAGAGACCUGCCAACCAACAAAUAAACUAACAGACAGACAACCGCCUCCCCAUAUAUACAUUAAAACCAAGAGCAAAAAGAAACACAGCAAGCCCACAACUUGCAAGUCCAUUUAACUUGGGUGCAUUCAGCUUCAUGCACUUGGCAAAUAAAAAAUAAAAUAAAAAGAAAGGGGACAAAAAGCAGGAAAAAGACUUUGGCCAUUGAAUCCAAUGUGUUUUAAUUAUAUGCGAUUUUGGCUUUAGGUGUGAGUCCCAUAACCCCCACGUAAAUUGCGGGAUUGAGACACUCUCUUAUUACAGAAGCUUGAUGGAAUUAAUGACCUUUUAGACCUUACAACUGAUUUGUCCAGUUGCACAGUCAUUGAGGGGGAUGGAAUUACUCAGGAUUCCUUUUCUUUGCAAGGCCCCAUGGGGCAGGCUGCUAACUUGCAGCACUUCAACUGACUGUAGUAGUUUCACUAUUAGAGUUGUGGUUACUUAACAAUUAAUCACCUAGCAAAUAUUCACAAGUAUGGCUGAAUAUUGAACAACAGCUGUCAUUUUCAUCUUAAGUUAAAUCUUUUUCAAACUUAUGUAAAAACCCCCCACAAACCUUUCCGAUCUUUCAAUGCACUUACAGCACAAGACUUUACUCGCCUCUACUGAUUAGAUAUGUAUAGACUGACUCAACAAGCAUAUUGAGGGAUCAGUGUUUUUCUGUACUAUUUAAAUGAAUACAGUGGUACCUUAGGUUAAGUACCAUACUUAAUUUGUUCCUGAGGUCCGUUCUUAACCUGAAGCACCACUUUAGCUAAUGGGGCCGCCUGCUGCUGCCACGCCACCGGAGCACGAUUUCUGUUCUCAUCCUGAAGCAAAGUUCUUAACCCGAGGUAAUAUUUCUGGGUUAGAGGAGUCUGUAACCUGAAGCGUAUGUAACCCAAGGUACCACUGUAUAUGGAUGGAGGGAGAUAUAUGUUCAAUGGGACUCACUGUAUGCACUUGGACAGGACUGCAGCCUUAAUUGGAACGAAGUCUCAUUGAAAUCAUUUAGAUUUAGUUGCAGCUAAUGUUGCAAUCCUAAAAUAAAUUAUCUUGCAGUUAGUUAGAAGUCUAGAGGUGGAUUUAGUGGAGCGCUACUGAUUCAGUGGCACUGGGCAUGGAGCCUCAGGGCCGCUAAAGGGGUCCUGCAACUAUGAUGCAGUAUGGAAGGCAAGAGGCAGUGUUUGUGUGUGUGCCAAAUUUUGGCAUUGCACAGGGUGCCACUGAAAUUUGAGGCCCCAAGAUCUGCAACUGCUAAGUCCCACUCAGCACAACAAAAACUUAUUUCUGAGUAACCAUGCAAUGGGAUGGGCUGAAUACCCAUUCAAAGGGGCUUUACUCCCAGGCCAGUCAGGUUAGACUGGAAGUUGUUACAUGGAAGGUGUCAUGGGCUUUGAAGACACUCGAACUCAGGACGCAAGGGAGAAAUGUGCCAAGAAGAAGGCACGCUUGGCAAAUCCACACCGUGAUCAACUCCUGCCCGGAAACCAAUGUCCCCACUGUGGAAGGAUGUGUGGAUCCAGAAUUACCUGUAGCCUCCACAGUCACUUCGAGACUCAUUGUUAAAACCGUGUUUAUGGAAGACAAUCUUACUCAGCUACGAGUGAACGCCAAAGAAGAAGAAAUGGAAUGUAGAAAUGCUUACUUCUGAUUAAACAUGCACAAGGUCAGGCUGCUGAAAAGGUGGCAUAUAGGUUUUAAUUAUUAUUUUGUUUGCAUCCCUGUUUCAAGAGACAAGGAAGUGCAUCUCCAGGCUGCAGUGCCUUGUUUUUGCCUCUUUGUUUUUUGGGUUUUAACCCUUUAUUGUAAACCGCCCAGAGAACUUAAGACAAUUGUACAGUUUAGAAGCAUAACUUCUGGUGAAUAGGCCAACUUAUGUGUUUCCAGCUUAUCUAUUGGGUGGACAAGAUAAAAAUGCAGUUGUGAGGACCUUCCCUAAGAAAGAAUGCUGUGUCUUCCUAGGGAAGGGUCGGAAUCUUCAGUUUGUUUUUAUGCGCUUUUAUUAUUCAGUUUUGCAUGGAUUCCUUCCCUUUCUAACGUUUUGCCUUUUAACCUCUGUUUAAGAGAGGACCCGUUCCUCGCUCUCUCCUACGUGUUCGCAUUUUUAUUUAGCUAGUUUCUUCCGCGAGCUCGUCUGGGCCUCGGACUGGCGGCCCUUACUCUGCCCUGGACUCUUCGCGAGGCCAAACUUUGCUUUUCGCCCCACGACAGACAGUUGAGGGCCGCUCCUGCCGAACUUGUCCGCGGCCCUUGGCGGCCUCUGCGCGCCUUCGCCUCCGGCCGGUGAACGCGGCCCUCCUGCGGCCCAGGCCGGGCCCUGCGGCGGCCUCCCUUCUGGCGGAUCCUUUCCCCUCAGAACGAGCCGCUCGGCGCUGGCUCGGGCCUACCCUCUUCCCGCUGCCUUUCGCCUUUCGGGAGGAAGGGGGCGAGAGAGAGGCCUCCGCCGCCGCCUGGGCAGGUGCUGGGCAGCUCCCGCCCUCCGGCCUGAAGGAAGCCGAGGCUCCUCAGAGGCGUUUCUGGGAAGGGCCCCGCCGGGGCAACGAGAGGACGCGGGGGCAACCGAGCCGGCCGCCGGCCAUGUAAACAAGCGCAGCCCUCGCUGCGGGGCUCAGGCAGGCAGGCAACCUGCGUGCGCGGCGGAAGGCAGGCGGGCUCGCUCUCCCCUUGGCGGCCUCAGUAAGUAGAGCGAGGAACCCGGGAGGAGGAGGAGGAGGAGGGCAGCGUGCAUGUGUGGAUGCGUGGACGCGUGUGUGCUCGUCGCCCCGCUCCGACGUUCUCUCUGGCGGCGACUUCCUCCUCCUCCUCCUCCUCCUCCUCCAUAAAGUCGUACCUGCCGCUCAUCCAGCUCCUCACCUGGAGGAGGAAAAGCGGCAGGCAAAACUCUCCGCCUAACUUUGGGGGAGUUGGGUCUCUCCGUCUCGCGGCAGGGAGAAAACUUUGCUAGAAAGUUGGAUGAUGGGUUGGGCCUCUCGCUAGUCUCGUGUUAAAAAUUACUGUAGUUUCCUUCUGGUGCGCUGCUGCUGCUGUAAUAGGGAAUUCGGGGGGAAAUAAUAAUAAUAAUAAAAAUGGAUGUUCUAAAAAUUAAGGUAUUGUGUCAAAAAGACACACACACACACGGAGGUUUUGGUAGAUGUAAAUGAAACUUUUUGCUGAUUAAGACACCCCCCCCCCCAACACACAAAUUUUUCACUGCUAUCCCUGGUCUCAAAGAGAGUAAGAAAUAGAUUGUGAGAGUAGUUCAGUGUUUUUGUGUUGGAAGUUAUUACAAAUGUAAAGGGCACAAAGUGUUUUAGACUCUUGCCAUGUGUUUCUAAGGCCUUUUGUAGUUUCUCGAACUCUACCCCAUUAUUUUAGGCUCCGGUUUAAGCUCCUGUUCCUGGAAAUGCCUUUACACAAGCAAAAGCUCUAUCCAAGGGACUGUGCAUAAGUAUUUGCAUGGCUAGAGAUGGCAUACAUUAGGGCAUGGGCGAAUGCCUUUUUGAAACAUAACUCUCCUCCUGCUUGCUGUUUAGGAGAUGUCAGGCGCAGUUUUUUUGGAAGUAUAUUUUAGUAAUAAAAAAAUUCAAAUGAGCAGUAACAUAUUCAAAGUUAUUUGUGUGCUUUAACAUUCAUUUCUACAAAUGAAGACCAGUUUCCUCCUUGGUCAGUCUGUCACACUUACCAGUGUUCAAUACUAACUUCAUUAAUGUUUUUCAUAGCACAUUAGAGGCACAAAAGAGAAAUGUGGUUUUGCAAAAAGCAUGUUUAAUAGGGGUGUUCAGCGGCUCUGUAUAAGCUAUCACAACUCAAACAGGUGCCUUGCAGGUGCUUUUUCUUGCCUAAGUCAAAUUGUGGUUUUAGCAAGGUGUUCUGAGUUAGAGCAAGGACUCCCUGAAGGCCUUGCUUUUCUCUGUUGAUUCGGGUCACCAAAAAAGCAAACUGAAGCAAAUCAAAAUUGAUAAGGGAAAUGCCCUGUGAAUUGAAGUGCAGGAGAGGAGUAGCUUCUUUUGAUGAACAGAUCUAGCUUUUCAUUGGAGGCAGUUAUUUUACCAGGGCUCUCCAAUUACUGUACAGUGCUUUUGGAUGGAUGUUGACAUAAAUAAUUUGUUCCAUGUGCUUGUUGCAAGUCCGUCCAUUCCCUGGCUUAUUGUUCCAGGCACAUGUGAAACUGUCAAAUGUUUCAUAUAACCAGAACCAUGAGUAAGGCUCUUCUCUUUAUUACACACUGUUCUAUUAUCUUAACAAUUCAAAUAUUGCAUGAACAGGUUGAAAGCCAAAGCAGCUUAAGUGCCAGAUUGUUGGGCCCUGGGUGGUAAUGCUGGAAACAAUACAUGUUGGUUUAUAGGUUCCCUUGUCAAUGGAGUAUCUUGAUUGUUUUGUCAGUGCCUUGUCUCACCUUACGAUGAAAACAAGCAUUGCUAUGACAGUGAGGAUUCCUUGGCCUUGGUGCAGCAGUUUGGUGGUUGCAAGGAUGAAAAGGACUAGCCUCCAGUGUCUGAGAUCCAGCAGGCCUUUUGGUGCAUUGAAUAUGCUUCAGAUGCAUAGUGUGGACCUGCUAACCAGUGAUGAGAGUAGCAUCCCAGGUUAGAUAAGAAUUGCAUCACUCAUAUGAUGAAGAUGGAUGUUCUGCCUUAGUAGCUGAGCGCGGGAUCUUUCUGUAUCCCUGUCAAUUGCAAGAGAUACUUAGCAUUCACAGCCAAGUGCAAAGCAGAGUAAGGACCAGCUUCCAGAAUUCUUAAAACAUUUUAGUUACAGCCUUUAAACGAAUCAUCACCUACUCAUUUUCUUUUCCACCACAUGCUUGCCUCCUUCAAGGCACAGCCAGAGUUCAUGCUCAGUGAGAAGUGGAAGAUGUUGAGUGGCUUUAAAUUACUGAUGUUGCUGCUUGCUCCACCUCUUAUAAGGUAGAAAACAUGGCUGAAAUCCCUUGCUGUCAGGUGCCUGCUAAGUGGGCUGGAUCCAAAUGAAUUCGCUGCUGUGACUGCACAUUGUCUUUUGUUUUGUUUUGCUUUGUUCCCUUACAGAGUUGCCCUUGCAGGUUUUUAUGUCAAGAAAAUACUUUCUGUGAAUAUGGCAAAUUGUUUCUACCACAAAGAUCCCCCCCCCCAGCAGAGCUUGUUAGCUUCGAAGCUCAUUCUUGACUCUGACAGAAUUAGGUACAACUUGACAAAAUCAUUGGAGGUGACUUGGUUCAUCUUAACAGCAAGCACUUUUUUUUCUUCUGGGAAAAUACAAUGUUUCAGUGAUAUUAGCAAAUUCCGUAGUUCAGGACAGCAGUAUUUUGGGACAGCAAAAUAUCUUCUUGCAAGUGGGCCCUCUGCAAGAUUUCGGGGGGGGGGCACUCAGAUUUGGGUGGGAAUAACCAAAAACCCAGAACAUGUCAUUGUGGGUGACUAGCUGUCUUGGUCUAGACUAGUACCCAUCAAUCAAAAAGCACAUGUCUGGAACCUGUAAUAGUUUUAUUAAAAGACUGCAGAUCUUCUCAUCAAUUGAUGGUGUGUACCAUCUGUAUUCUUGCAGGCCCCGAAACCUUCCCUCCAUUUUUAUUUCCCAGAGCAGUAGUCUGUAGAUGCAUGCGCUAUUCCAAUGAUCUUGGUGCUCUGCAUCGCUUCUGUUACUAAUAACAUAUAUCAAAAACAAGCCCAGUUCCUCCAUUUGUUGACUUCCUUAGAUUGCUUGCUUAAAAGAGGAAAUACUGGUUCAUAUAACACUAAACCAUCCACAUUUUUGGAUGACUUAGGCUGCAUAUGCACCAUAGAUUUAAAACACAUUGCUUCUUAAAGGAAUCCUGGGAACUGUAGCUUUGUGAAGGAUAAACUAUAGUUCCCAGGAGAAGGGGGUGGGGCAAAUGUACUUUAAAUGUAUGGUUUGUAUGUAGCCCUAGUAGCUUGCAUGCUCCUCUCUCCCUGAGCCAUGCUUGCUUUUAGUUUCAAAUAAUCUUGGUGUAGUGAGUCCUGGUUAGCAACAAACAGUGGUUACAGUAGUUGCUAGCCAAGCCAGCUUCAUGCCAUAAAGGUAUGGGUAAUCAAGCAGCCUUGUUUAGCAACUAACCAUUGCUUGUUUUAAACCAGGAUUCCUGGCUCGGGCAUAAGUAGCAGUGUGGGAUAGGAGCAUGUACUUCAGUUAGGCUUGCUGAGGCUCAUUAAUGUGAUGCUCAGCUUUGGUUUAGUAUAACAACAACAACAACAACAACAACAACAACAACAACAACAACAAUAUAUUACUUUUACCCUUCCCAUCUGGCUGGGUCUCCCCAGCCACUCUGGGUGGCUUCCAACAGGAGAUUAAAAACACAUCUAGUGUUAGAUCUGAACCAGAAAGUUUUACAGCUUAAACAACAUGGUGUGUGUUUAUCCAAUUACAGUAAUACCUUGGUUUAAGAAGAGUCCGGUUUAAGAACGAUUUGGUUAACAAACUCUGCAAAACUGGAAAUAGUGUCUUGGUUUGAGAACUUUACCAUGGUCUAAGAGCGGAAUCCGAACGGUGGAAGGGCACCGGCGGCAGGAAAGCGCGCCUCAGUUUAAGAAUGGUUUUGGUUUAAGAACGGACUUCUGGAACGGAUUAAGUUUGUAAACCGAGGUACCACUGUACUGGUUGUUAUUAUCAACAAGUUACUAGCAGGCCAGUGUUUCUCAGACUUUUUGAGCUCGGUCCCACCCUUCUAAGCUUGAUUUAACAUCUAGCUUCCCCAACCCAGUAGCAAUAAUUUGUUCUACACAUAAGCAUGUUGUGUGCAUUCAGCCUGCUGCUAUGUGCAAGGAUCUAUGGGUGGGCUCAUGAAUCCAACAUUGGCAUUAGAAAAAGAAUAGGACAGAGCAUCUCUGAUCCCUCCUAAAUCACACAUAGGGAAAUGCCAUUAGUACAAAGCAGAUGCACUUUGCAAAAUGUAUUGGGAUGGGUCAGACUUCUAGAUCCAACAUGAAUCACGGAGGACUCUCUGUCAGGGGGCAUUUAACCCAGCUAAAUCUUGGUGGCUGUUGGGAAGAAGGCUGCACCUGUCUCAGAGUCGGAUCCCUCCCUGGAACUUCAUAGAAUCCACUCCAAGUGUUCUGUGCCUCCCAGGAAGGCAUAGUGCAGUUGGUGAUCCACUAAGAAUAGUUUAUUACCAAAUAUGAUUCAUAGUCUGCUGUUUUCCUUUAUGCUGAAUUAAUUCAUUUCCUAUUUAUUCUUUUGGGCAACUUUUAGCAUAUGUCUCCACAUGUAUGCGUGAAAAACCGGUUCCUCUUUUAAAAGUUGCUAUUACGGUAAGCAUGUAUUUGACUGCUCGUAACAGGAAAAGCAUCAAAAAUAUAUAUAUAUAUAUAUAUAUAUAUAUAUAUAUAUAUAUUGCAAUCCUCUUUAUAACCAAGUGGGUUAAAGCUUCCUUCCUGGUUACUAGAGCACUUCCUUUGCAUCUGCUUAUGAAGACAAACAAGAAAAGCGGAACAGCCUACACAAACUACUCUUCAUGUUGUGAAUGAUUGUCAUUUUAAAGCAGCCAGACUUAAAAUCUGUACAGAUGAGUCUUUUCCAGGAGCUCAGUUUCUGCUUUUCAAUUGGGGGUAAUGUUUUGUUAAAUGUUGCGUCCGUGUUUUAAAAUGGUGUUUCCUAUCAGCUGGCUCUUAGAAAACUAAGAAUGCUGUUCAGUAAUUUAUGCCAUCCCAAUUUGGGUUGGUUGUGUUCCCAUCUUUCUUUUGAAAGCUUUCUGGGGAGUUAAAGUCGGGGAAGGGGUUACCGACAGGUAGGUUUGUGCAUUUAAAAUCCAUUCUGAAAAAAAUGCUAUUGUUGAGCAACACAGUUCUAUAUAAGAAGGGGAAACUAAACCAGGGAUAGUCUAGGUUGGUUAACUUUCAUUUCAUUUGAUGUAGCAGAAUUGAAACAGUAAGGACAUUAGCAGAUAAGGUGAAAGACAGAAUGUACUUGAGACAAACGGGGGGCGGAAAUCAAACCUUCUCUGCUUCUGAGCUCCAAGAAGGCAUGUUUGGCUGCUCCUUGAAAAUAAUAUACUGGACUAGAUGGUUUUAGGUCUGAUCUUAACUAUGUUGUUGUUGUUGUUGUUGUUUUAAAACCCACUUUCCUGUGCUUUUCGAUCUUCUGUGGAGUCUUUUUACCUCUCUUUGACAAGCUGUGUUACUGUUUUGACAAUGUUUGUGUUUUAUUGUAAAUGUAGUAAAUAUAGAGAGAUAUACAUGGGACAGCUAAAUUAUUAAGUACAUACUUUCUGAUCUGCAUACUGAUUCAAUUAGUGAGUAAAGGCAUUGUUAAAUAUUAUUGUUAUCCAGGAACACGAGACUGAUAAUUCAAGAGUGCUUCUAGGGUUUUAGCAUAUCUAGGAAAGGUUGCCAACUUAAAUAUUUGGAAAGGUUGUGCUUAAUUUCCUAUUAAAGAAAACUGACAUAAAUUGUGGUGUUGAUGGGAUGGGAAAGAAUAUUAACAUCUCUUAUGCAGGGCUGUAAAAAUAUUUUGAGUUCCCAGGCUUCAGCUUUAGUAUUUUAGGAGCCAGAAUAAAAACUGUGUGGCUGAGCACAACCAAACCCUGGGGAUUUUUUUUUUUAAACUUUGGGUAAUUAUCACAAUAGCCUAGCAAACAUUAUUUGAGUGAAUGGCAUGCGACUUAUAAUUUAACGUUAUUAUAAUGGGCAUUUUUGGGUGCUUUUUUGAGUGCUUACUGUGUUUUAUUUAAGAACCAACCAAGCAGAAAGUCUAAAUUUUUUAAAAAAAUGAUAACUGAAGCUGCUGAAUAGCAGAGAAAAUGGUUCCAAGAUGAAGUUCUAUUCCUGAAGCUAAGCAGGUUUUGGCCUGGUCAAUAUCUGGAUGAGUAUCCUGUUCUUCCGUUGUUUACACAGUCUUUCCCUUGAUCUGGAAUUUCUGUUUUAGUUGCUGUGUGGUGUUGUUAAUGAGUUUGCUUUACUGUAUAUUUUAACAAUUUAAAUGUUUCUGUAACUUGCAUUUAUACUUUGCAAAUGGCUUAGAAGCCUACAUAUGAGUUUGUUGAUGAUAUAAAUGAAAUAGAAAGCAUUCACUCAACCAAGAAAGAAUCUUUAACCUUGAGGUUUAGGGUUCACAGACUCAAAUCUGAAGUUUGAAGAUCAGUGUAGUGUUGUGGUACAAUCUGAAAGCUUUUCCAUAUGUCAUCUGCUGCCGUUAUGAGGCAAUAGAUUAUAUAUAAAAACCCUACUUUGAGUUGGAUCUAGACAUGCCCUUCUGCAAAUUAAAGAGCUCCUUUCAUUGACAGAAGGGAUUCUGAUCCAGUAGAUCAGUGGUUUCCAAAGUAGGUGGGGGGCAGUGGGAUUACCAGGCACUAGGAAGCAAGUGUGUGUGUGCUGUAAGUAAAAAUGACUAUCAGACUUUGAAGAGCUGGUUUCACUGGUUUAAAUUCAAUUUUGUUGGAUAAAAUAAAUAUAAAAUUCCACUGGAUUUUCAAUAAAUGUAAAAUUAAUGUUUACUGUUUGAAUUUUAUUGGGUUAUUAUCUUCCUCGGGGGGAGGGUGUUCAAACUGCUGUUUGGAAUAAUGGUUUUCAUAGGAAAUUUCAUAGGACAGGGGGCAUUGAACCAAGGGGGUGGUGGUCCAAAAAAAGAUUGGGACUCCAGUAGAGGCUCCUCUUUAGCUGCCCCUUUCACCAGGGGGCAAAACAAAGACCCAGUUUGGCACUCCCCAUGCACAUUCGCGUACACACAGGCUGGGAACCUCAAUGGCACCUCUCUGGAGUCUUAAUCUGGGGCAGAAAACCUGGCUAGCCCCCACCCCACCUUGUACUACUCCCACCCUAUCCCAGAUGGUACCCCACCCUCUGAUAUGCUUUCCGAAGGGCAUGGGGUGGCUGCAGGGGAAGGUGAAAUCAGGAAGAGUUGUGUCCUCUGCUGCUAAGAGGAGAAAUCCAUUACAGUGGUACCUCGCAAGACGAAUGCCUCGCAAGACGAAAAACGCGCAAGACGAAAGAGUUUUCCGUUAUUUGAGUCGUUCCAUAAGACGAAUUUCCCUAUGGGCUUGCUUCGCAAGACAAAACGUCUUGCGAGUUCUUGCGAGUUUGUUUCCUUUUUCUUAAAGCCGCUAAGCCGUUAAUAGCCGCUAAGCCGCUAAGCCGCUAAUAGCUGUGCUCCGCAAGACGAAGAGACUCGCGGAACAGAUUAAUUUCGUCUUGCGAGGCACCACUGUAGUGGAACUCCACUUGUGAUUAGUGCGGAUACAACCCAUUCUAUCCAGCCUUUUUGGCUGGGUUGCAUCCAAUUUUUCCUGAACUUAAGCUGUUUUAAAUACUAUUGAAGGCACUCAAAGGCACUUAAAAAUGCUUUAACUUUGGCUGGCUCAUGUCUGCUGUCAUUUAUGUAAACCUGAUGGUGAUGAUUGAAUUCAAUGAAAAUGCAGCAGAAAAAAAUUAACUGAAAAUUAAGCAGAACUAUGCUGAUAACGGGACGCGGGUGGCGCUGUGGGUUAAACCACAGAGCCUAGGACUUGCCUAUCAGAAGGUCGGCAGUUCGAAUCCCCGCGACGGGGUGAGCUCCCGUUACUCAGUCCCAGCUCCUGCCAACCUAGCAGUUCAAAAACAUGUCAAAGUGCAAGUAGAGAAAUAGGUACCGCUCUAGUGGGAAGGUAAACGGCGUUUCCAUGCGCUGCUCUGGUUCGCCAGAAGCGGCUUAGUCUUGGUGGCCACAUGACCCGGAAGCUGUACGCCGGCUCCCUCGGCCAAUAAAGCGAGAUGAGCGCCGCAACCCCAGAGUCGAUCACGACUGGACUUAAUGGUCAGGGGUCCCUUUACCUUUACCUUUUUAUGCUGAUAACAAAAGACUAAAAAUGACCUGCUCUUUUCUCUCGUGUUCCUAGUCUUCCUGUGGUAUGGAGUUGGUGAGCAGUGAAGAACCUGUUGUUAUGAGAGACGACAACAAACGAAGAAGGAGAAGGAUGAAGCCACACUCCACAGCAAGCAACUUGUCUUCAACUGAAUUGAUAUCCAUUGAGUUCAUUCUCCCUACAAGCAACAUGCUAAUAGAUAUAGCCAGCAACUGUACAGUAGAGCAGAUGAAAGCACAAGUUUGGAUGCGAGCAAUAGAGAGGAACCAGACCUCGGAUUUCUACCAUAAAUUCACUCCAGAUCAAUUUGUUCUUCAGUACCAAAAGAAGGGACAGUGGUAUGAAAUUUAUGACAAACAUCAAAUAAUACAGACACUUGACUGUAUAUUGUAUUGGAAAGUGCUACAGAAGAAAGUGGGCAAAAUUCAUGUGAUCCAAAAGCAGAAGCCCACAGAGGACGUUCAGAAGUUUCAAAAGCAACUCAAUUAUUUGAUUGGCUAUGAUGUUACUGAUGUCAGUAAUGUUCACGAUGACGAGCUGGAAUUUGCUCGACGCAGGUUAGUCACUCCACGGACAAUUGAAGUAACCUGCAGAGAUCCAAAAUUGUAUUCAAUGCACCCUUGGAUUACAUCCAAACCACUCCCAGACUACUUGCUUAGUAAAAUUGUCAAUAAUAAUAUUUUAAUAAAUAUACACAGAGGAACAACUAGCCAAAAGAUUAAAGUACCUAUUGAGGACAGUCCAGAUCUCAUCCUUCAGAGUUUUUUCACCAAAAUGGCAAAGAAGAAAUCUUUGAUGAAUAUUCCUGAAGAUUACAGCGAGCUGAACUUUGUUCUGAGGGUGAGUGGCAGGGAUGAGUACAUUGUAGGAGACACACCUCUCAAAAACUUCCACUGGAUAAGGCAGUGCCUCAAGAAUGAGGAUGAAAUUCACCUGGUCCUGGAUGAGCCACCUGACCCAAACCAGGAUGAGGUGCAAAAAGAGGAGUGGCCCUUAGUGGAUGACUGCACUGGAGUGUCAGGAUACCAUGAACAGCUGACAAUAGAUGGCAAGGAUCAUGAGAGAGUAUUCACUAUAUCAUUGUGGGAUUGCAACAGGAAAUUCAGGGUCAAAAUAAUUGGCAUUGAUAUCCCUGUGCUUCCAAGAAACACAGACCUUACUGUAUUUGUUGAGGCUAAUAUUCAACAUGGCCAGCAGCUCCUUUCACAGAAAAGAACUACAGCUAAACCAUUUACUGAAGAAGUCCUGUGGAAUACUUGGCUUGAGUUUGAUAUUAAGAUUAAAGACUUGCCCAAAGGGGCACUUCUGACCCUGCAGGUAUAUUGUGGCAAAGCACCAGCUUCGUCUGCAAAGGCUAACCUCCAUUUGCAUGAUUCCCCAAGUUCUGACGCUAAAUGCAAAACCCAGCUUCUCUAUUAUGUAAACAUUUUGUUGAUAGACCACCGGUCCCUGCUCCGGACUGGUGACUACGUGCUUCAUAUGUGGAAAUUUCCAGGCAAAGGGGAAGAGCAGGGAAGUAUAAAUGCUGAUAAGCUUACUUCAGCCACAAAUCCAGAUAAGGACAAUUCCAUGGCUGUCUCCAUUGUCCUGGACAAAUACUGCCACCCCAUAGCCUUGCCCAAGCACAAGAUAGCAUCUGAUCCACAAGCGGACAGGGCCAGAGCUGAAAUGCCCAACCAACUGCGCAAACAGCUUGAAGAGAUCAUAGCCACUGACCUGCUUAAUCCACUUACCCCUGAAGACAAAGAGUUACUGUGGCAUUUCCGAUAUGAAAGUAUAAAGCACCCAAAGGCAUACCCUAAGCUGCUUAGCUCUGUGAAAUGGGGACAGCAAGAAAUAGUAGCUGAAACAUACCAGUUAUUAUCCAAGAGAGAUGCUUGGGAUCAAAGCACCUUGGAUGUUGGAUUGACACUGCAACUUCUAGACUGCAACUUUUCCGAUGAAAACGUGAGAGCAAUGGCGGUGCAAAAACUGGAGGGUUUAGAAGAUGAUGAUGUUCUUCAUUAUCUCUUGCAGCUAGUUCAGGUAUGAUGGAUAUUCAUUCCAUUUUUUCUUUUCUUUUUAAGGGAACAUGAAAAGCUUUGGGCAGCAUGAUGGGCAUACAUCUAUUGCCUGGUGCAUCUGAAUGUGUGAACUUAUCAGAUUGCCUUUCAGGUCCCACUCAGUUGGAAUGAGGAAUCUUUUUCAGCUUGAGGUGCACAUUCUGUUCUGAACAACCUUCCAGGGGGGACAUGCCAAGGGUGGGUGGGGCCAGAAGCAAAAGUGGGUGGAGCAGUUAAUGUAAAUUUCACCUUUAUACAGGCUACUUUCCACACACACUCAAGCAAGAAGCAUUAUCAGGGUUCAGUGACACAUUUCAUCCAGGCAGAAAUGCUCAGGUUGACUCCUGGAGUUGACGUUCUCCGGUACUAAGUGAUAUGACUUAUCUCAUGUCUGUUGUGUCCAUUCAGAAGUGCAAGUUUCCAAUUGAUUUUGCAGCCAUCCAUUGCUCUGCAUAAAUGUAUGGAGUAGUCAAUAUAUCCAAAGUUCUCUUUUUAACCACAGAUUCUUUGCCUGUGUAAGAGUACUAGAACAGCAUUCUAAACAACCAGUGUGCUUUUGUAUACCUUCAUCCCCUAUAGGAUUCUUGUUUUGCUGCUGGCUUUUCUUUGUAUGUCAACCACCUUGGUAUAUCUUCUUGAAAUGAAAGGAAGUAUAUCAGUUGUUUUAAUAAUUCCCAAGGGCAUAAUUUAAAGGGGGGAAAUGCUAGCUUGUGUUUAGGUCAAAGUAGCCUGUGUUGCGCUGAAAAAUUACAAUUCCUCUUGUCAGCUGACAAAUGUACCCUUGGUGAAAAUGCCCCAAUGUGGUAAAAUUGCAUGUUACAUCUUAAAAUGAAAUGUGUUUCAGAACACAGCAGCUUCCUGACUUGUCUCUGUGCACACAUUUGCAAGGUUCUUUUAACACAAGAACCCUGUGGAGAAAAGUAAUUUUGUGUUAGUUUAUUAUCCUCAAAAAGUAGUCACAUGAAUUUGUCUAUUAUCAGGGCUUUGGAGAUUAUGAAUUUGAUGGACCAAGUGGCUCUUUACUCUCCUAUUAUAAAAGGCAGAAUGGUGAGGAGUGGGUUUGCAGUAAGAAGUAGAUUAACCCCUGCAAUUGCUCAUAUCACGUGGUCUUGUAACUUUUAUUGGCAAAUGAAGUUGCUCGAUCAUAAGAAAAUGAUGAAAAUGCUUUUGAAUUUGGUGAGAAUUCUACUUUUGACAUAAUCCUGUCUAACACCCCCCUCCCCAAUAUUUCAUUUAGGCUGCAAUCCUAACCCCACUUACCUGGGAGUAAAGCCUGUUGAGUUCAAUAGGACCUCCACAGUGGUGAACAACAGAUCAAAAUGCAGUAGGAUAAGAACACAUCCAAAUUUACUAAACCAAGACAACAAUCCAUCAGUCAAAACAGCAGGAUCGUGAAAUUGGGGAACUCAUCAAUUUCUCAUCAGUUGUGAUAAAAAGGGAGAGUCAAGCCAGAAGAAUAUCAUAUUUUUUUAUGGCGUUACAAGCUUGGUAGAUCAGGGGAAUGCUGUGGACAUAGUGUAUCUUGAUUUCAAUAAGGCUUUUGACAAAGUCCCCCCUGAUAUUCUUGUGAGAAAGCUGGUUAAAUGUGGGUUGAAUGAGAUAACUGUUAGUUGGAUUUGUAGCUAGUUGACUGACUGAACCCAAAGAGUACUCAUUAAUGGUUCCUCCUCAUCCUGGAAAAAAGUGAAAAGGGAGGCACUGCACGGUUGUCCUGGGCCUCUUGUUGUUCAACGUCUUUAUAAACGACUUGAAUGAAUGAAUUGAGGAGAUGCUAAUUAAAUUUGCAGAUGACACCAAACUGGGAGGGGUAGCUAAUGCUGCAGAAGACAGAAUCAGAAUUCAGUAUGACCUUAACAGAGACUUGGACCUAAACUAACAAAAUGAAAUUCAAUAGGGACAAAUGUAAGGUUCUGCACUUAGGCAGAAUAUAAGAUGUGUGACACCUGGCUGACUAGUAGUAUAUGUGAAAAGGAUCUAGGGGUCUUAGUGGAUCACAAGCUUAACAUGAGUCAUCAUGAGAGGUACUGUAUAGUGUCCAGAUCAAGGGAAGUAAUAGUACCACUUUAUUUUGCGUUUGUCAGACCACACAUGGAAUACUGUGUCCAGUUCUGAGUGCCACAAUUUAAGAAAGAUGUUGACAAGCGGGAACGUGUGCAGAGGAGGGCAACCAAGAUGAUCAAGGGUCUGGAAACCAAGCUUUAUGAAGAAUAUUUGAGGGAGUUGGGUAUCUUUAGCCUAGAAAAGAGGAGGCUAAAAGGAGAUAUGAUAGCCAACUUUGAUUAUCUGAAGGGCUGUCACAUGGAAGAGGGAGCAAGCUUGUUUUCUCCUGCUCUAGAGGGUAGGACUCGAACCAACGGCUUCAAGUCACAAGAAGGGAGAUUCUGACUAAAUGUCAGGAAGAACUUUCUGACAGUAAGAGCUGUUUGACUGUGGAACGAACUCCCUCAGGAGGUUGUGGACUGGCCUUCCUUGGAGGUUUUUAAGCAGAGGUUGGAUGGCCGUCUGUCAUGGAUACUUUAGCUGAGAUUCCUGCAUGGCAAGGGGUUGGACUAGAUGACCAUAGGGGGCCCUUCCAGCUCUACAAUGCUAUGAUUAGCUCCCCCCACAGCUCAUGGGACAAAUUUGACAGGGUGUGGAGCUGGACCUGUCAAUCACCUGAAGACACAUUGACACCAGGUGAUUUUUUAUUUUUGCCUGCCCCUUUCAAAGCACUGCCUUGCCCAGUGCUUUGUCAACCUGCAAACUUGCUUUUAUCUGUCCCACAGUUCAGGUGUAGGGCAUCUUGGCUGAAAGCAACUAAAACAUCAUUAUUUGCUCUGGCAUUUCCAGGAUGUUAGUUAUUGACAAGGUACUAAGCUGUAGCUUUGCUAGAGCUUUAAGAAGUGGUCGUUUUACUUUCAUAUUUUUAUCUGCUCUUGUUCUGUCUUGCCACACUUAGUAAAGGGAAGAUGGAUUCUGAGUCAAAAUGGUCUGCAUGUUUAACUUUCUGAUUGUGUCUUUAAAAAUUAAAGCAUAAUCAAACCCAUAAACAAAUUGUAUGUGUGUGUAUUCUAUCCUGAUGUGCACCCCACCCCUGGUUACGGUCACCUUAAUAAUCUUACAUUGUAUUUGACAUUAAUGGUAUGUAGACCAAAAAAACGGGAACUGGAAAUAAAAGAUGUCUUUGUCUCACAUACUGCACAGAAAUUAAAUGAAAUCAAUCUCCACUUACUUUUGUUAUCUGUUUUUCAGGCUGUGAAAUUUGAGCCUUAUCAUGACAGUGCAUUAGCCCGAUUUCUUCUAAAACGAGGCUUAAGGGUAAGUAUUCUAAACUCCUUCAAGAAAAUGAAAUGUACAAAUACCGCCAGAAUUAAGACUUUUUAAUUGAGAAGAUAAUCUCAUCUUUUAAUACGUUCUCUUCCUCCCACUCAAUAGAACAAAAGAAUAGGACACUUUUUGUUUUGGUUUUUGAGAAGUGAGAUUGCACAGUCCAUGCACUAUCAGCAAAGGUUUGCUGUGAUCCUGGAAGCUUAUCUGAGAGGCUGUGGGAAAGCCAUGCUGCAAGACUUCAUGAAGCAGGUUCAAGUAACUGAGCUGUUGCAUAAAGUGACAAUGGACAUGAAGUCAGUUUCUGCGGAAAAGCACGACGUCACACCUCAAGGUACGUGCAGAUCUUCUAAGCACAAUCUCACCUGUAUGUUAAGCUUUUAUUGUGUGUAAUGCAGGGAUAGGGAAGCUGUGGCCUUUUGAUUUUUCCUGAACUACAAAUCCCAUCAUCCGUUGCUAUUUGACUAGGCGCUUGGGGGCUGAUAGGAGGUAGAGUCUCAACAAGUUCAGGAGGGCCACCGGCACCGUACCUCUGGUGUAAUGAAAGGUAACUCGCAAAAUUCUGUGGUGCCUUUGCAUCCUUGGUAGGCAGUGCAAAAUGGAAAGUUGCAAAUGGUUCACUUUUUGUUUUUAUACGGCUUACAAAGACCAUUUCCCCCCAACCGAGUGUUUCAUUCACCUGCUAUUUUCAGAACUUUUUAUGGUCUGCUCUUUUUAUUUUUUAUAUUUUUUUAAAAUAAUAUUUAUUAAGAUUUGAAAGGUUACAAAAGGGAAAAAGGAAAAAUAGAAAACAGCAUAUUAAGCAAAAACAGAACAUCACAUCACAAUACAGAAAAGAAGAAGAAAAAACCACAACAACAACAAUAACAAAAAAAUAAAAAAUAAAAAAUGCAAUGAAUCUUCCCAUAACUUAUCUUUCAUUUACUUAUUUCCUUGACCUCCUCACACCUCCCUUUUUUGUAUUCUAGUUCAGUUAGCUAUUUCAGCAAAUCCUUUCCAUCUUUUCCAGUUUUUGUCCUAUAUUUUAUCUUAAUAUAAUGUAACUUUACUUUCCCUCCUUUCACCAUUUAAGAAUCUAUUUUUUCUUAAUCCUCUAUAGCAUUUCUGCUAAAACCACAUUACUUCAUUCCAACAUCCAUCUAACAUUCCUUAAUUUUACAAUGUUUCUGUAAAUAAACUUUAAAUUUCUUCCAAUCUUCUUCCACCGACUCUUCUCCCUGGUCUCGGAUUCUGCCAGUCAUUUCCGCCAGUUCCAUAUAGUCCAUCACCUUCAUCUGCCAUUCUUCCGGGGUGGGUAGAUCUUGUGUCUUCUAUGGCCUGCUCUUUUUAAACCAUUGCAUUUUUACUGAUGGUUUAGUGCUGCCAUUCUAGUGUUGUCUGUGAAAUGAUGUUUUGAAACGAUGUAUGUUGUUUAUUUGCAUUUUGUUCUCUUGGAUGUUUCUUUGGUUGUUUUAACAAAAAAGCAGGAUUAAGAGAGUAACAAUAAUAACAGCCCCCCCCCCCAUUUUGAGUAGCAUCUUUGUUAGCAAUUUCAAUUCAGAUGAGAUGCUAAUACUCUGGAGUCCGCCACAAUAAGUGUUCAAUCUUGAUUAUGACUCCAUAAGCCAGGCAUGUCCAAAGUCCGUUUCAGGGGCCUAAUCUGGCCCGCUGGUCAGUUUAAUAUGGCCCCCGUGGCAGUUUAUUUCCUAGGGUAAAAUCUUCAACUUCAAUCCAAAAGAAGCUCAACAACUCCAACCCUAAAAAAAGUUAGUUCAGCAACUUCAAUCCUAAAAAAAGCUCAAGAACUUUGGUCGGCCCUUUGUUCGGCCCCCACGGCUCUUCACUACAUCAAAUCUGGCCCACUUUGAAAAAAGUUUGGACACCUCUGCCAUAAACAGUAGUGGGGAUCCUCCUGCCCAUGGGUCUAAAUUAGACCCCCCCCCAAAUCACCCUAUUUGUCCCGUGUGGUCAUUUUGGUCAACCCAUGAUGACCAGUUGUGCUACUAAUUUGGCUAAACCAAAAAAGAGAAAAAAGCUGCAACUGCCUUCAAAACCCAGGCCUUGUAUAGAGCUCUGUGUAUUGCUUUGAAGUCCCGUCGACCAGCUGAUUGUUGGGGCUUCAAAGCACCGCACACAUCUCUAUGCAAGCACUGAUAAUAAAUUGAUAGUUGAAAUUUUCAAGAGCUCUGCACAGCCGGCUUGCACCCACUUUGUUUAAUUUCAGACUGUAUGGGACCAAGUUUGUUUCAGACUUUCAGAUUCUGCUUAAUUAUUUGCAACUCUAAACAUUGUACAUAAAGCAAUCCACACAAAAUCCUACAGUAAAACGAUAAAAAAUGAUCAUAAAAUGGAUGCUUAAAAUGCCUGCUGGAACAAUAAAGUCUUAGUCCUAUGCCUGAAAUUUAGCCUGUUUAAUCUCAGUUGGGAGGGAGUUCUGCACAAUGCACAGCUUUCAGUGGGUGACAUUAGGUGAUGGAUUGGUGAGUGGUCCUGCUCAGUAGUCAGUGUUGGCCCAUGAAGAGAUGAAGUUCUAUCACUUUAGCUGGAUCUGAUUCUCCAGCACUGCCGGAAAAGUUCUAAUUAACCUUAAGAUUGGAGGCAAACACAUCUCCCAUUGGUACAGACUUUUUUUAUCCACUUCUGGUUAAGAUGUAGGCUGGCUGAGUAUCAUGGGACUAGCAAUCUCUAGUCCAAGUUGCUGUCCACUAUCUCCUGACUAUUAGUUUCUGACUGCAGACCUUUUUUUUUUUUUGAAUGGUCACUCUUCAGUAAUCGCACAGCUCAAACAGAAACUUGAGAAACUACAGGACAGCAAGUUUCCCGAAUGCUUUAGAGUUCCAUAUGACCCUGGUCUGAAAGCAGGAGCACUUGUGGUAAAUAUUAUUUUCUCAAAUAAUGAACCUGGGUGGUUGAGUUGUGAACAGGAUUGGAGAAAAAAGUAGGGUCCCUGAGAAGCAAGAAGGGAAGGUAUCAGCAUGUUCAGGUGAACCCUAGGAUAUGCAGACGUACAUUUGGUUUUUUUAAAAAAUCCCAAAGAUGUAAACAAAUGAAUGAAUAAACUGCUUAGUGAGGACUGAGCAUGCUCAGUUGUCUCCAGGAGUCAUGGAAUGUUGAGAGCCAGCUGGAAAAUAAAACUGGGAGAGAGUAGAGCAGGGAUGCUAGUCCUUUUCGCAGUGCCCAAGGGCUACAUUCAAAAUUAGCUAACACUUUUGAGGGCUGCAUCUCUCUAUGGCGCCCUUCCCCCAACACACUUCCACCCUCCCCUUCAGCAAGUUAAUGGUAAGAGCAAUUUCUCCAUUAAUUUGCAUGGAGACAAGAGGAAGGUUUAGGGAAAUUUUUAAUGUUUUAUGCUGUAUUGUGUUUUUAACAUUCGGUUGGGAGCCACCCAGAGUGGCAGGGGAAACCCAGCCAGAUGGGCAGGGUAUAAAUAAUAAUAAUAAAUAAUAAUAAUAAUAAUAAUAAUAAUUAUUAUUAUUAUUAUUAUAUAGCCCUGAAAAUGGGGAGGGGAGCAAAUCCUCCAACAGGGACCUUGGGCUAUGUGUGAAACACCCACCCACACCAAUAUAAUUUUGGCAGAUAAUUUUAAAGACAGUUUUUUACAUUUAUGAACUCUGGGGGUAUAUCCACUAUUUCAAAACGGCUGUUAGAUUUGUUAAUCUUUGGACAUUGGUUCUGGCUGUAGGAAAUAUAUGAAUGUGUAUCUUGCAGAUAGAAAAGUGUAAAGUAAUGGCAUCCAAGAAAAAACCGCUUUGGCUAGAAUUCAAAUGUGCAGAUCCCACGUCCUUAUCCAAUGAAACGAUUGGCAUCAUCUUCAAACAUGGAGAUGACCUACGACAGGACAUGCUUAUUUUACAGGUAUUAUCUGCAUUAUGUUGUGCUGUGAAUUUGCAGGGGAGGAGGUAGGCCUGUACGCAAGAUCCUUCUAACCACUGGGUCCAGCAAGUGUUUAAAAUAUAAGCCAGGCUAAUUUCCUGAUUGCCUGGGUGAUGGGCCAUUAAGAGAACAAAGGAAAGGGAACUCUCUGCGAGAAAACAGACUGAUGGGCCCCCCCCUCCAGCUUGCAGUUAGGGUUAGGGUUAGACAAAGCCAGAGUUUAGAGUUUGCAUUGGUGUGACCUAGAAGUAAAGCAGCAAGCGGGACAGAGAGUCAGAGCAACAUUUGAGAGCAAUGUUUGAUUUCUGUUUGAAUCCAAUGUUGCAGCUAUGGGAGAAACAAGACCCUUUUAGGGUGUUAAUGCUGUGAACCGCUUCAUUGCUGGCUCAGGUUGUAUAGAUGUCAUUUUUUGGUCAUUUUUUUACCACAGUUUAAUGCCUUAAAUCAUUGUUUCCAGACAUUUGAGACUGGGUACAUAAUAAUUACAGUGGUACCUCAGGUUACAUACUCUUCAGGUUACAGACUCCGCUAACCUAGAAAUAGUACCUCAGGUUAAGAACUUUGCUUCAGGAUGAGAACAGAAAUCAUGCUCCGGCGGCGCGGCGGCAGCAGGAGGCCCCAUUAGCUAAAGUGGUGCUUCAGGUUAAGAACAGUUUCAGGUUAAGAACGGACCUCUGGAACGAAUUAAGUACUUAACCUGAGGUACCACUGUACAGGCAUACCUCAGAGAUACUGCAAGUUCGGUUCAUGGGCGUAGCCAGGAUUUUUGUUGCAGAGGCAGGCUUUAUAUGUUAGGAGGGGCAGAACCUCAGUUAGUUAAGUAUUUUAAUUGAUUUUUAUUGAUUGGGGGGAGCUGGCUACGCCCAUGGUUUCGUUCCAGACCACCGCAAUGAAGCGAAUAUCACAAUAAAGCAAGCCACACAAUGUUCUUGGUUUCUCAGUGCAUAUAAAAGUUAUGGUUACAUGGUCUGUUAACCCCUUGGCUACAGGGGCAGGAGGGGGGUGGAAAACCCAACUCCAGUCCCAGCCAGCUCCACUCCUGUGGUCAGAAGAGGUACUGCAGCAGCUCCAAGAACAAUGGGGAAGGAAUCCUAGUUGCAACUGCAGGAUAGCCCAAGUAGUAUUGCUUUCAAGGUGCAGUGUUGAACCCCUUCUCUAUGUUCGAUGAGAAUGCAUAUGGGACUUCCUUAUUCUGACUGGCUUGGAAUGGUGUAGGUUCACCCAGCUUCUGGUUUCAUUUUUACGAGGAAUGUCUCAGCCCUUCACACGAAUCAAUGUCUUAUGCAGAAAGAUGACAAUGAAAUCAGGACAGAAAGAUUUGUAUACAUUUCACAUUUAGCUUUUUAUUCUGAAAUCCUCUGCUUCUCCGUAAGCUUGCCUCUUCUACAAAAUGGAUAUGUCUUAAAUCUUUUUUGUAACAUUAAAACUGCUUCUUAAUAGUUACGAUUAAACAGUGCAAGCCUAACCGUGUCUACUCGGAAACACGUCAAGCUGGGUUCAGUUAGGAAUAGGAUUGCAGCCCAAGUCAAUGUUGUGUCUUUUGCUUUACCAGAUACUUCGAAUCAUGGAGUCCAUCUGGGAGGAAGAAUCCUUGGAUUUAUGUCUGUUGCCAUAUGGGUGCAUUUCUACAGGAAAUAAAAUAGGUAGAGUAUUUAACAAGAUCAAAACCCCACAGAGCUAUCUGGAAUUGGGAUUUUAUUUUUAUUUUUGUGUGGGGUUAUGUUAUACACCAGUCCUACUUGACUUCCCCUUGCACAAAGAGACCCUUAAUCUCAGGGUUGUGUGUUCAAGCCCCACGUUGGGCAAAAGAUUCCUGUAUUGCAGAGGGUUGGACUAGAUGACCCUCAUGGUCCCUUCCAACUCCACAAUUCGAUGAAUACAAUAGCAAGGUUCUAUGAAAGAAGUAUGGAUGGAGACUAUGGUUAAUGCUUUCUCUAGAGUAACUUUGCUGUCGACACUUGCCUUUGUGUAAUUUUUUUCUCUGCUUCAUACGUGCAUCAAAUUCAUGUCCCUUGACCAUCUUUGAAGUAAACUAGAGCAAUGCAUCAAUGAGAGCAAGUUGUGUUUGAUCUGUGUGUGUAUCAAACAUAUUCCUGCUCAUGUACAUUUUUUCAGCUAUUGCUGUCAUCUGUUUUGAAGUUGUUUUUUCUCCCAACGUGGAAGUAGGCAACGACUCUCCUUCCUCCCAUUCUAUUUAAGCUACACUUGGCAGAGUUCCAUCUCUUUUUUGGGGGGGGGGUGUCUUCCGACUGUCCCAAAAUCAGCUGCAUAAGGACUUAUGUUCUUACAUGCAGAUGAAUUAUUCUAAUUUCACAGACAUGCCUGGGUCUUGAACUUUUACUGAUUUUUAUUUUUUAUUUUUAAGAAUCCCUGUUAAUUGCUUGAAUAAAGUAAUGGGGUUUUCUAAGAAGAAGGAAGUUAGAUAUUCUUGUGCCCAGAAUGACUGUAGACUUGAACAUAGCAUUUGGUUCUGUGAACCCAUUACAUGGGGAGCCUGGGGAAAAUCAGCAAAGGCUAAAUCAGACCAAAAUGUUGCAUUUAACACCAACCUUUUUAUUAUGAUUGCACAAACAGUGUGGACACAUAACUGCUGUUGCCAUUGCCAUGACAGGCAAUCUGUAAUAUACUCUGCAAAAAAAUAAAAUUAAAAAAAAAUCAGGUUUGCCUUAUUUUAAGAAUCCUUGCAGGAGAAAUAAAAUAUCCAGUAUGAAAAUACUAGGAGUUUCAAUCCCGGCAUUGAUCAGGAAUUCAAAGAAGAAGAAAUUUCUUUUGAUCAGUUUUGAAUCUGGUUCAAAUCAGUUUUGAAAGGUUUAGUCCGCUAUUUUGAUUCAAAAAGUUAUCCUGUUGAAUUCAAGCACAGGAAGAAACCUUCUCACUGAUCUCAGAAACUAUAAUGCAAAACUUGGUUGCAAUGUCUUAAGAGAUGUCUAAGUGCAUAGAGAAUGGACAAACAGCAUUCUGAAAUAUAUAGUAGAAUAUUAGCAUGCCUUUAAUUUUUAUAGGAAUUAUUGAAAUUGUAAAAGAUGCCACGACGAUAGCCAAAAUCCAGCAAAGCACAGGUGGAAACACAGGAGCCUUUAAGGAUGAAGUAUUAAACCAGUGGCUAAAGGAUAAAUGUGUAAUUGAAGAAAAGGUGAGUUAUUUCUUCUUUUCACUGGUUUAAAAAAAUGUAAUUAUUAUGAGUAAUUAUUUUGAAUUGUUGUAUGUUGUUUUUUAAACUAUUUUUAAAUAGUUAAAGUAAAGGUAAAGGAACCCCUACCAUUAGGUCCAGUCGUGACAGACUCUGGGGUUGCGGCGCUCAUCUCACUUUAUUGGCCGAGGGAGCCAGCGUACAGCUUCCGGGUCAUGUGGCCAGCAUGGCUAAGCCGCUUCUGGCGAAACAGAGCAGCGCACAGAAACUCCAUUUACCUUCCCGCUAGAGCGGUACCUAUUUAUCUACUUGCACUUUGACGUGCUUUCGAACUGCUAGGUUGACAAGAGCAGGGACUUAGCAACGGGAGCUCACCCCAUCACAGGAUUCGAACCGCCAACCUAGGCAAGUCCUAGGCUCUGUGGUUUAACCCACAGCGCCACCCGCGUCCCAUUCUUACAGUAGUUGACACAAUUCCAUUCCUACCAGGAGCACUCAAAGAAACUUUUGGAAGAUCCCAAUACCACUUUUCAGUGAAAUGCCAAUUCUUGUGUGAAGCAGACUGUUCUCUUUACAACCUCACUCUACAUAACUAUGUAUAAAAUUAUUGAUACAAGAAUUGUUACAUUUUAAUACAUUGUACUUGCUUCAGAUAGGUGCCUUUAAAACUUUCCAUUUCAGUCUGACUUGGGACUUGAGGAAAAGCUCCCCAUUUUCGUUCAGCUUGCUUUGAUUAACUUCUCUGUCUUGCUUGUAAAAUGGCCACAACAACAAGCAUACAAAAAUGUUAAGAGGUUGUAUCCAACUCAGUUAUACUCCGAGGAGGCCCACUGUAAUAAAUAGACCUUAGUUAGUCAUGUCCACAGGUGGCGCUGUGGGUUAAAUCACAGAGCCUAGGACUUGCUGAUCAGAAGGUUGGCGGUUCAAAUCCCCGUGACGGGGUGAGCUCCCGUUGCUCGGUCUCAGCUCCUGCCGACCUAGCAGUUCGAAAGCACGUCAAAGUGCAAGUAAAUAAAUAGGUACCGCUCCAGUGGGAAGGUAAACGGCGUUUCUGUGUGCUGCUCUGGUUCGCCAGAAGCGGCUUAGUCAUGCUGGCCACAUGACCUGGAAGCUGUACGCUGGCUCCCUCGGCCAAUAAAGUGAGAUGAGCGCUGCAACCCCAGAGUUGGCCAUGACUGGACCUAAUGGUCAGGGGUCCCUUUACCUUUACCUAGUCACGUCCAUUAAUUUCAACAAGCCUACUCUCCAAACAAUUACUGAUAUUGGAUACAGCCCAUAGUAUUUAUUUGUUGGCCUCCAUCUGUCUUGGGAGACAAUGGAAGAAGGCGCCUUUGGGGAUAAAGUCAAACUGUUGGAGAGGCUAUAGAGGCUGGUAGGGGAGAGACAGGUUUUGUUGCAGGUGGGGCAGCUGAAGGCAUCUGGUUUUGCUUCCACAGCUGCACCAACUCUUUGAAAGCAAAGUUUUGCAUAAGCUGACAUACGGUUGUGAAAAAAGAGCAUUUUAUUCUUUAUAACAGUGAAAUUUUGGCGCUAAAGUUGAUCACGGAAACACAGAAAGCUAUCUUGCAUUGAAUCAGACCAUUUAGCCACCUCGUUCAGUAUUGUCUACCUAGGCAGGCAAUUGCUCUCCUGGACUUCAGACAAGGACUUCAGCAGCCCAAUGUGGAGAUGCUGAGGAGUGAACCUGGAAUCUUCUGCAUGCAAAUCAUGCACUCUGCCUGUGAGCUUUGGCCCUUCGUUACAGCUGCUUUCUUUAAUUUAUUAGUUUCAGGCAGCCGUGGAUAGAUUUGUGUACUCUUGUGCUGGUUACUGCGUGGCAACCUUUGUCCUUGGAAUAGGAGACAGGCACAAUGACAAUAUUAUGAUCACAGAGUCAGGUGAGUGUGUUUUGUUUUUGUUCACACCUGAGUGGCAUCUAUUUCAAUGUAAUUUGAAUGCAAGCCUGCAUUCCAUUGCUACUAUUAAUGUAAGUGAUCUUUACUGUCUACUGUUUACCAUGACCUCAGAAUUAUUAUUCUUACUUUUUAAAAUGCUGCUACAUGCCUUGGAUUAGAGAAGAGGUUAGGUGUUGGUUAAAACCUGCGGGGAAGAACUGGUGACUGGAACGUGGAAUAAACUCUGGGAGAAAAUGAACCUGAAAGUACAAUGUUUGUGUGAAGGCAAUUGCAAGACCGAGACGCGGGUGGCGCUGUGGGUAAAACCUCAGCGCCUAGGACUUGCCGAUCUCAUGGUCGGAGGUUCGAAUCCCCGUUGUUCGGUCCCAGCGCCUGCCAACCUAGCAGUUCGAAAGCACCCCCGGGUGCAAGUAGAUAAAUAGGGACCGCUUACCAGCGGGAAGGUAAACGGCGUUCCGUGUGCUGCGCUGGCUCGCCAGAUGCAGCUUGUCACGCUGGCCACCUGACCCGGAAGUGUCUGCAGACAGCGCUGGCUCCCGGCCUAUAGAGUGAAAUGAGCGCACAACCCUAGAGUCUGGCAAGACUGGCCCGUACGGGCAGGGGUACCUUUACCUUUACCUAAUUGCAAGACCAUCCAUCAUGCGCUCCUCGCCCAUAACUUGGGGUUUGCUUCACAGCUCCCCUAACAGACAGACUUAGCAGCGAGCCAGUCUAAGAUUUCAGCCCUCAGCAGUGGCAGAAUCCAAGCUGCCUGUCUUUUUUCCUUUUAAAAAUCCAUCCUUUGUGUUGCUGAAACGGCAAACCUUUUAAAACAGUUAAACAGUUGCACAACUGCCCUGGGAACUGGGUGAAUGAGGUAUGCUGAUGUUUUGCAUCCUGGAAGUGCUCUUUCCAUAUCUGGCUCCCCUUUCCUGCCACAUUUAAGCUAGCCCUCUCAAAUCCUGCAGAAACAUUUCCCACUCCCAGUCUAGAGCCUAAUCCAGAGAAUAAUGUCUUUUUAGAAAGCUGUAGAUCCAAUAUUGGACCACCACUUUUAGAAUGUUAUGUCUGUCUUUGUCUUUCAUUAUCAGAAAGGAGAGAGACCUGCAAAUUUUCAGUCAUUAGGUUGUAAGAAAAAGUAACCUUUGACAAAGUUAAGAGAGCUAUUUCCAUGGAAAGGUAAGGUCAAUAGAGUUGGGUGGGAGAGAGGCUGAAGAGGGAUGACAGUUUUUGAGUCAUACAAGACGCACUUUUUCAAACUAUAUCCAGGUCAAAAAAGCAUGCGAGAUCGCAAACUAAUUUGCACCUGCAAUGAGGUCUUUUUAAUGAUCACUAAGCAUCAUAUUGAUUUCUCCUUCCAAAGGUAAUCUGUUUCAUAUCGACUUCGGCCAUAUUCUUGGAAAUUACAAGAGCUUCCUUGGAAUUAAUAAGGAAAGAGUUCCUUUUGUAUUAACACCGGAUUUUCUGUUUGUCAUGGGAACCACUGGAAAGAAAAUGAGUCCCCGCUUUCAAAAUUUUCAGGUAUAAAAACAAUAACCCAUGAGUGAACCUUAUAAGAGAAAUGUGCAGUACACCUUAGAUUUGAAUGUUAGCUGCAACAUGUUAUCAUCCAACAUUGCAAAAUAAGUUGACCGAGAUCCCUACAUUUGAAUCUGAAGGAAGGGGAAGAAGAUAGCAGAGGAAGAAUUUUAGGGGGAGGGGCAACAAAUAUAUUUAGCGGCUGCAUGCUUUUUCUAUUCAGCAGUAGACCAUAAUAUUCCUUGAGUUUUUAAAAAGACAACCCAUCUAUUCCCCUGUGGCAAGGCUAACUACCCUUUCCCACAUAUACUUUGUGUGGAGAGAAAUGUUGUACAAUCGAUUCUAGAUCCUGACUAGCAGUACUGUAGGGCUGCAUCCUACGCCACAUUUCUACACAGCCAUAUGCAAAUCUAAAUGUGUACAACAGAAUAGCAUGUACAGAUGCAUGUCCUUGUGUGUUGGGGUUGUCUUCAGAUUCUCCCUGUUUAUGCAUGAGAUAUGUGAAGAGACUCCCUUAUUUAUAUUGGAGCAUUGGGACUCCGCCUACCAACUGAAGCUCUUGAGGCGGCUUGCAAUAUUUUAAAAAUGCAAUAAAAUAGGCAAUGGUGCACUAGUUACGAGAGUGGGAUGAAUAUACAGAUGCAAGAGGUUGCAGGAGCACAGAUAUUAGAAACCUCUCUCCCUAUCCUCUGACGUUCCAUCUGCCACUCUCCCUGCUAAGAAUAGAACUUGGGUGACUGGUGGAGUCUUGAAAAAGCAGUCUCUCCUCCAUUUCUGCAUCCUUUGUCUUGGAAGCACUGAUUGCUUCUGAAACUCUGGGUGCUUCCUUCCCUACUUCCUCAGUCACAAUAGUUGACCCUCAAGUCCUUAGCUGUAAUUGUAUGCACAUGGGGAUUCACAUGCCAGCGGUUGACAUGCUCUGAAUUCCUAGCAGUCUGGAGUUCCAUGGAAGUUUAUUGGGGAUUCCUCACAGAAAGCAUCAGGAAUGUUGGACAAGCUUCCUCGAAAAAGUCUUACAUACUCUUGCUGAUCUCCUCCUUCAAUCUGCAGUUGCAAAUGGAGGGCUGAUUGCAUGCUCCACCCACCCACUCAGCUUCUUCAGGGCAAUAGGGAAACCCAAAAAGUAUGGCUGGCAAAAAGUAUGUGAACAGAACGUGCUCCUUCUAACAUGCCUCUGGGUGCUCUGCAAAGCUCCAGGGUUCCUUGCCAGAUAAAUCCCAUGCAGAAAAAGUUCCAUGAUGGACGGAAGUUAGGUCUGUGGUUUUCAAACCAACCCAGAGCAAUGCAUUUGCAGAAGCACAAAAACAAUCGUGACAAAAUUAGGUGGACUGGACUUUGUGUAUCCUUUCUGGAUCCUCUUUAUCUAUGUAGACUCUGUUCUCCAAAGCAGUGUUCCCCAACCUUGGGCCUCCAGCUGUUUUUGGACUACAGUUCCCAUCAUCCCUGACCACUGGUCUUGCUAGCUAGGGAUUAUGGGAGUUGUAGUCCAAAAACAGCUGGAGGCCCAAGGUUGGGGAACACUGCUCCAAAGUAUCACUACACCCUAGGGCUGCUGUGUGAGAGAGGGUAGAGUCAGUGGGCGUAACAGCCAUUGGAAGUGCUAUUUCACACGUUUAGAUAAGAGGACUGAUUUUGGGUACCGUUUUUUCUGACUAACCACAAGUCGCUUCAUAGCCUGUAGUCAUUUCAAUGAGGUUUGUUUGUUUGUUUGCCUCUAAAGGAUAUCUGUGUGAGGGCUUACCUUGCUCUUCGGCAUCACACAAACCUGCUCAUCAUCCUGUUUUCCAUGAUGCUGAUGACUGGAAUGCCUCAGCUGACUAGCAAAGAAGAUAUUGAGUACAUCCGCGAUGCACUGACGGUUGGCAAAAACGAAGAAGAUGCUAAGAAGUAUUUCCUAGACCAGAUCGAGAUUUGUAGGGAUAAGGGGUGGACUGUGCAGUUCAAUUGGUUUCUGCAUCUUGUGCUUGGAAUCAAACAGGGCGUGGAGAAACAUUCUGCCUAA
Messenger RNA from Podarcis lilfordi (Lilford's wall lizard), 32391 nucleotides. The record is from the annotation of a GenBank genome assembly. NCBI's taxonomy places the organism in Eukaryota, Metazoa, Chordata, Lepidosauria, Squamata, Lacertidae.